CCAAAGCAAAGAAUGGAUCAACAUGGCAUAACGAAAUGGAGUAACCCUAGGCCCGCCAAACACAAACACACACCGAAAACUGAGACAGAGAGGUGCAGAUCGAUGCGGCGGUGGUGGUGCGCCGCCGGCGGCCUCGGCCGCCGCGUCCUCUCGUCCUCCACCCCCGCCGUCGCCUCCCAUGCCCGUCCGCUGCCGCUACCCCUGAUACCCAAAUCUCCCUCCUUUACCGUCCCUUUCUCCUUGUCCUGUCGCAGGCACCACUCUCUCCAGGGGUUCUUUCACCCGGCCAUCGCUUCUUCUCCCUUCCGCCCUCCGUCGGCGCAUCAUCAGCAAGUGCGGCACUACGCCAAGAAGGAGAGAUCGCGCGCGCCGCUCACGCCCACCAAAUCCAAAGUCAAGAAAUACAAGAUCAAGGCCCCCUCGUCCAUGAAGUUUAGAUUCAGAACCAUGAAAGACGGACAGGUCCGCAGGUGGAGGGCCGGCAAGCGCCACAAUGCACACCUCAAGUCUAAGGAGGCCAAACGAAGACUUCGGAAACCUGCUUUGGUGCAUUUGGCCUAUGCAAAAGUUAUAAAGAAGCUCAACUUCUGUGGGUAGGAAAUGGAGAAAGACAUAGCAGAGUUUGGCAUGGGAAACUAGUUAACUGAUACUGACUGCCAACCGCUGCAUCUCGAUUGUAAACGCUGGAGUCUCCAUGGACAAAAUAGUUGCUUUUGUCAUAUGAUAUGAUGCAUUGUAUUCAGAUGUUGUGCUCUCAUUAUCUCGAGAAGCCGUUUGUUUUCUGCAAAUGUAGCUGAUAUAAAUCUGCACUGCAUUCUGUUAUGCACACAAUCGGAGAGAAAUUCAUCAUCAAGAGUAGUUUGGAAAUAGCUGCUAGCAAAUAAAAAGUUCUGCAACAUGCAGUGGCUAUAAUUUUUUGUUGUAGUUUUGAUGUGGGAAUUCAGUGGAUAAUUUGCUACCUUUCUGAAACUGUGCCCAGUAAAGUCUGUUCCUAUGGUUUUGUUGCCUA
Messenger RNA from Sorghum bicolor (sorghum), 1009 nucleotides. RefSeq lists its product as uncharacterized. Gene Ontology annotation, cellular component: ribosome. The coding region runs from base 13 to 597 and encodes 194 amino acids. Lineage: Eukaryota; Viridiplantae; Streptophyta; Magnoliopsida; Poales; Poaceae. The transcript has 4 exons. The record is from RefSeq and is a predicted model, not a curated record. Gene Ontology annotation, biological process: translation. Gene Ontology annotation, molecular function: structural constituent of ribosome.